Messenger RNA from Argentina anserina (silverweed cinquefoil), 462 nucleotides. RefSeq names its product E3 ubiquitin-protein ligase RSL1-like. Bases 1 to 462 code for a protein of 153 amino acids. Gene Ontology annotation, cellular component: ubiquitin ligase complex; cytoplasm. Gene Ontology annotation, biological process: positive regulation of proteasomal ubiquitin-dependent protein catabolic process; protein polyubiquitination; ubiquitin-dependent protein catabolic process. Gene Ontology annotation, molecular function: ubiquitin protein ligase activity; zinc ion binding; ubiquitin conjugating enzyme binding. The record is from RefSeq and is a predicted model, not a curated record. The transcript has a single exon. NCBI's taxonomy places the organism in Eukaryota, Viridiplantae, Streptophyta, Magnoliopsida, Rosales, Rosaceae.
AUGGAAAAUCUUGUGAUAUGUGUGUUAAGCCAACUCAUCGAUCUGGAAGAUCCAUUCAACCCUGAGGCUUGCAACGACCAUUUCUACUGUCCGGAAUGCAUCGUGGAAUUUGUGAAGGAUAACCUUGCAAAAAAUGUCACCUCCAUGAAUUGCCGUGAACCAGGCUGCUGUGGAGUGUUAGACCCCGAGUAUUGCCGUCCAAUCCUCCCAAGCGAAAUCUAUGACCGCUGGGGAAAAGCUUUAUGUGAAGAUGUGAUCAUGGGGUCUGAAAAAAGCACUUGCAGCUACUUCCAAUGUCCCUUUGCAGAUUGCUCGGUGCUGCUGAUUCAUGACGUACAGGAUCAGAAUGAUGAAAUCAAUCAGUCUCAGUGUCCUAACUGCAAGAGAAUAGUCUGCACCAAGUGUAAGGUUCCAUGGCAUAACAACUUUGAUUGCGACCAGUUUCAGAGGCUGCGUUACUAG